AUGAAAGAAAUUAAUUAUAACCAAAGAAGGGAUCAUCUGCCUCCGCAGAUCAAAGCUCUGCUGCACACUGUUAUUGCUUCUCCUUUUGUUCUUUAUCUUUUUGCUUGAUCAAGCUGUGAUAUGCACCCGGAGAUCUAGUCUUCUUUCUGGCCUGUUUGUGUCUCCUUGUUUGUUGUUGUCUAUAUUAAUAUUUUACCUAGCAAAAAGAGAAGAAAGAAACAAGAGCCUGAGAUCAACUUCAACUUCAACUUCAUUGUUGUUUUCAGCACCUAUGCAAAUUGUUAAUAUGGCUGCAAAUAUGGCUGAAGAAUGUACGGGCAGUUCCAUGGCUUCCUCUUCUGCUACGCCCAACUGGUGGCCUGAUCUCCAUGUGACAUCUCUCUCGUCGUGGAGCAGUAACACCAAUCCAUGGCAGCCUCAAAACCCUAAUUCCAACUCUUCUGGGGAGGAGGAUGUUUCCAUCUCUACCUCAUUUACAAACGCCUCCAACCAGUCCGGGUUGAGCGUCGACUCGCCUCGCCACCUCGUUGAGUCUGCUUCUGCCAGCGAGUUGAUUGCAGAAACUGCUUCUGAUAAUCACCUCUGGAUCAACCAUGUUCUAUUAAGUAGCACUGGCCAAGAGGCUGGAGAGAACUCAAUCAACUUUUUGCCAUCCAAGGCUUCGUGCACCGGUAUUUUUGAACCAGCCUGCGACUACCUGAAGAAAAUGGACAACAGUUGGGAACUCACCAGCCCACCAUCUUUGAACAACUUCGAGAAGCAGUUUAAUGGGUUUAACGAUGGCUUGAUUGAAAGUGAAAGGUUAAACAAACUGUCAAACUUAGUCAGCCACUGGUCUAUUGCUCCCCCAGACUCAGAGAUCAACCACCAGUUUGACCCAAGAGACUGCCACAUAUCUUUGUCUUCAACAAUGGAUCAUAGGUUUCCACAGUCGACUGACCAUUUUGUCCAUAUGAAGCAGACAAUGAGCAAUAUUCCAACGUUGUUUGGAGGCAGCAACAUGAACAGAAACUCUGGUUCGUUUCCAUGUAAUGGGCAUCUUGGGGUGAAAGUGAAGGAUGAAAAUGGAGGGAUUCAUUUCAGUGGCAGUGGAAGUGGAGGAUAUGAGAUGGGACUAAACAAUUCAAUGGUUGGUGAUAGCACCAAGUACUAUUGUGGAAUGCCAGAUGUGCCAUGCACUAACACAAGAAGCUUUACGGAUCUUAUAUCUUUUAAUAGUUUAUUAAGCAAGCCAUCAUCAGUGGAUGUUCAUGCAUCCAAGCCAGUUUUAAGGUCACUGCACUUACCUGAUUCUAAGAAGCAGGGAAACCAAUCACCUAAUUCCCAUCAUAAAAUAUUGUCAACAAGCCACACAAGAGGCAACACCUUUAGAGGGCAGGGCAUUAACAAUGACGGAAAAAAGAAAAGGUUAGAAGAGGCUUCAGAGACAAACAUAAAGAAGGCUAAGCAUGAGAACUCUACAGUCUCCGCUGGAAAGGUGCAGGUUCAAAAAGUCAAGAUUGCGGACAAAAUCUCAGCGCUCCAACAAAUUGUGUCUCCAUUUGGAAAGACUGAUACUGCAUCUGUGCUGGGGGAGGCAAUUGGCUAUAUAAAGUUCCUUCAGGAGCAAGUGCAGCUACUGAGCAACCCUUACAUGAAAGCCAAUGCAAGCAAGGAUCCUUGGGGAGCCUUGGACAGAAAGGGUAGGGAAGAAAUGAAGUUGGAUCUCAAGAGCCGAGGUCUUUGCCUAGUUCCUAUCUCGUGUACACCUCAAGUUUAUCGUGAGAUUACUGGAUCCGACUACUGGACGCCGACAUAUAGAGGGUGUUUAUAUAGAUGAAAUAAUUAAGAUAUCAUUUGGCCAUAUAUAUAUAUAUAUAGUUUCGUCAUCCAUAUAUAUAUAUACAGCUUUUUCAUUAGGAUGAAUUGAAAUAACAACAUGAGACAAAGAGGAAAAACGGAUCCUCGUAGGUUUUCGAUUA
Molecule: messenger RNA, 1961 nt
Organism: Diospyros lotus (date-plum)
Lineage: Eukaryota; Viridiplantae; Streptophyta; Magnoliopsida; Ericales; Ebenaceae
Product: transcription factor bHLH111
Exons: 7
Coding region: 272-1819 (515 amino acids)
Biological process (GO): regulation of transcription by RNA polymerase II
Cellular component (GO): nucleus
Molecular function (GO): RNA polymerase II cis-regulatory region sequence-specific DNA binding; DNA-binding transcription factor activity, RNA polymerase II-specific; protein dimerization activity
Source: RefSeq, a predicted model, not a curated record